AUGGCGAGCUCGUCACCUCCAGCCCGAGACUCUCGAGCCCUUCGCAGCUCACGGAGCUCAAGGCAGAGCCUCAAUCUGCCCAUACGAGCGCAACUGUCCGAUUUUCUCCUCGAUACUCGGAACUCGGAAGAGGCGCAUCGGAGAGGGUUCGAAGAAGCAGAGCGCGAGCAUGAGCGGAUCCGGCGGACGGCGAUCGACGCCCUCAACGCGCACGAGCGCGAGCUCGAGCUCAAGAGGAUAGAAGAAGAACAAGCCAGGGAACGCCAGCGUUUGGCUAAGGAAGCCGAAAUCGCGCGCAAAGAGGCGGAACUGCAGGCAUUGAAGGCGAAGCAGGUUCCGAAACCAGCGCCGCCGCCACCAUCUCCGAAAGCACCGGCAGCUCAAGCGACAGCUUCCAAGGACCAACAAGCCGCCGCCCUUGCAAUCACUGCGCCAGCGAGUCAAACCUCGCAACCCGAGACGGCAAAAUCAAAUUCAUUGAAUGGCCUCGCAGCGCAGAAACCAGCUCCAGCCACAUCUGCAACGCAGGGCGCAAAGACGUCUCUGUUCGGGCCAACACCCGCUGCCUCGUCUCCGUUCGGCGCACCCACUCCCUCGAGCAACCAGGCCUCUUCCCAGGUGCAGAAAGCCUCACCAUUCGCAGCCCCACAACCAAAGCCCAGUAUAUCUGCGGUCGCUCAGUCAGCUGCCGCGACGGGUUCGCCUUUCUCCCAGGCCAAUGGUGUUCCAACCCCUACCCAGGCCCCAGGUCCAAGGCAGCCUGCCUCAGAUCGCCACAUUGAAGUACACAAGAAUCUCAAAGAACUCCGCAAAUCCAUGACGGAGCAAGCAAAGACGAAUCCCCAUCUAAAGAAGCGGAUGGGCGACAUGCGCCGUGAAAUUAGGAAAUCAACUGGCCAAUUCGUUGCGGGCGGUGCCAGGGCCAACGAAACACCGAUUGCCAAGAUCGUAGAACUACUGCGAGAAGCACUCAGGAACCAGGUCCAAAGUCAGCUCAUCGACCCAGGCAUGUUCGUGCUAGAGUCCAGGGCUCCGGUCCCCGGGGAGACAAACGAACCACAGCGCUCGUCGCUUUUCCUUUACCUCAUGAACAUCUUUUGCAAAGCUGUCAUAUCUCAAUUCAUCAACGAGGCCAGCGCCAACCCCAAACAGGCCGAUGCCAUUGGCAUGGUAGCUGCCAAGAUCUUCUCCGAUGUGGAGUUUCUCUGGCGAGGCAAGUCAUUGAUUGACAUGCUGAUCGCCAAAUACCGUGUCGUCUGCCCGGUUCUCUUUGGAUUCAGGGGCAACGACAAGAUGGAGCAGGCCAGGCUGCGAGUCGGUUGGAGGAAGGAAGGCGGACAAUGGAUUCCCGAGCAGGUCCACGGCGAUCGCAUGACGGGCCUCGGCGCGGGCUUCGCGGCGCUGACCCUCCGCGAUUUCUCCAAGGCAAAAGCCAAGAAGAACCCAUGGCCGCCAUCAGUCUACUGGACGGCAAUGGCUAGGAUCAUCAACACGCCCACGGAGGAGAUCUCCAAGACACAGUGCUACGUCCUGAAGGCGAUGAUCGCCAAUUACGAACAGAAAUUCAUGCUCUGCUACGGCACCGCCGCCGUCGCGGCCUUACGCUGCGCCCUUAUCGACUUCCCGGCCAGGAUACCAGAAAAGAGCUCGGCUCGCGAUGCCCUACCUGUGGUCGCGACCAGCUUACGGAUGGAAACAGGCUUACGACUGGAUCAGAUUUGA
Molecule: messenger RNA, 1722 nt
Organism: Thyridium curvatum
Lineage: Eukaryota; Fungi; Ascomycota; Sordariomycetes; Thyridiales; Thyridiaceae
Exons: 2
Coding region: 1-1722 (573 amino acids)
Biological process (GO): regulation of translational termination; poly(A)+ mRNA export from nucleus; regulation of translational initiation
Cellular component (GO): nuclear pore cytoplasmic filaments; nuclear pore; cytoplasm
Molecular function (GO): inositol hexakisphosphate binding; translation initiation factor binding; phospholipid binding
Source: RefSeq, a predicted model, not a curated record